Molecule: messenger RNA, 789 nt
Organism: Penicillium macrosclerotiorum
Lineage: Eukaryota; Fungi; Ascomycota; Eurotiomycetes; Eurotiales; Aspergillaceae
Product: SDR family NAD(P)-dependent oxidoreductase
Exons: 2
Coding region: 1-789 (262 amino acids)
Source: RefSeq, a predicted model, not a curated record
AUGGCAUCGGUUGCAUCCAAAGUUUUUGCCAUCACCGGUGGCGCAUCUGGUAUGGGCGCCGCCACUGCGAGGCUCCUGGCGCAUCGCGGUGCCGGCGCUGUUUGCAUUGGGGACCUCUCCACUCAUCGAUUUAACGAUUUAAAAGACACUAUCAAGAAGAUCAAUCCAUCAACUGAAGUACACUGUACUUCACUGGAUGUUACGUCCCACUCCGCUGUUGAUAAAUGGAUUCAAGGUGUGGUUUCCACAUUCGGAGACCUUCAUGGCGCUGCCAAUAUUGCGGGGAUUCCGCAGGCUUCGGGUGUGAGAGAAGCGCCAAAUAUCUUGGGAGAGGCAGAAGAAGCUUGGAGUCAAAUCAUGCGCGUGAACCUUGAUGGUGUAUUCUACUCCACGAAGUCAGAAGUGCGCGCAAUGCAAAACCUCACGCCGAGGCAGGAUCGAAGCAUUGUCAAUGUGGCGAGUGUAGCAAGCAUGAGCCAUACUCCAGAUGUAUUUGCCUAUGGCACAUCCAAGGGAGCCUGCGCUUUCUUUACAACAAGUGUUGCUAAGGAUACGUUCCCGAUGGGAAUUAGAAUCAACACGGUUUCUCCAGGAGCAACAAUGACUCCUAUGUUGGCGAAGUUUGUGCCCAAUGCAAGAACCGAUGAAGAAUUCCAACAGGCUUGGAAAAAUCACGGAUUACAGGUGAUUGAAGCCGAGGAUGUUGCACGUACAAUUGUGUGGUUACUGAGUGAAGAUUCGCGGCCAGUGUAUGGUGCAAAUAUUAACGUUGGAGCGGGAAUCCCUUAA